GUCGUACGUAUAUUACUCCAAUCCUAUAUGAAAGCAUCCUCUAUCCUUAAGAACGAGACUUGAAAUGAGAUGGAUGCAUGCAUUCCCAGAUGGAUGUGCUGACAUGAUAUGAUCAACUCUACAACUGGCUUCACAUUUCGAAUUGGUUGUAAAAAAAAUGGCUGGCCUUGCAAUUUGGCAUGCCAAUGUUCGACUUUGCAAACGCAGCCGAUUCAUAGCACUCACUCUACUUGGCGACAAACGACUAUGUACGCUACGAUUCCAGCAGCAACCUUUGGCCGUCGAUCUCCUCAACCCUUCCGUUGAACAAGAAAAGCGCUCCCACAAGCUUAAGAGAUUGGUGCAAUCUCCCAACUCUUACUUCAUGGACGUUAAGUGCCCUGGCUGCUUCAACAUUACCACUGUCUUCAGCCAUGCUCAGACUGUCGUUCUCUGCUCUUCCUGCGCCACCGUCUUGUGCCAACCCACUGGUGGUCGUGCCCGUCUCACUGAGGGCUGCUCCUUCCGCAGAAAGCUCAACUAAAAUUAAAAUGCUUGUAACCUCCUGGAGAUAAUAAAAACAUAGGAAUACAACGAUUUCCACAAAUACAUUGUUUACAAUACUGUGUUAUGUUCAUGAUGUUUCUUCAUUUCUUUUACUGUGCAAAGAAUGGAGAAUAGAAAAAACGG
Umbelopsis ramanniana AG is the source of this 669-nucleotide messenger RNA. RefSeq lists its product as uncharacterized. NCBI's taxonomy places the organism in Eukaryota, Fungi, Mucoromycota, Umbelopsidomycetes, Umbelopsidales, Umbelopsidaceae. Gene Ontology annotation, cellular component: ribosome; cytosolic small ribosomal subunit. Gene Ontology annotation, biological process: translation; ribosomal small subunit assembly. The transcript has 4 exons. The record is from RefSeq and is a predicted model, not a curated record. The coding region runs from base 158 to 523 and encodes 121 amino acids. Gene Ontology annotation, molecular function: RNA binding; structural constituent of ribosome.